AUGUUGUUUCAAUUCAUAACCCAGGUUUGUGAAGCUCCACCGCCUAUAUAUAAGAAUCAGACAGUAAUUGAGCUCUCCAACCGAACCAAGAAAUCCCCCGAAAUAUUUACUUCAGCAACCAUGACCAUCAUCAUCUUCCGGCGGUGGGUUUCAGUUCUGUAUCCAAUUUUGCUGGCAUCAAUUUUGCUGCAUUAUUGCCGGGGAAACUCCGACGAGAGGAAGGUUCAUAUCGUUUACAUGGGAGAGCGGCCACACAGUCCCAGUGGAAAUAUGUCAUCUUUGUUGGCAGUUCGUCACAUUUCCCUGCUGGAACGUGUCCUUGGAAGUGCUUCAUUGGCCAAAGAGUCGUUGGUAUACAGCUAUGGAAGGAGCUUCAAUGCGUUUGCCGCCAUAUUAUCACCUCAAGAAGUUGAAAAAUUCUCGAAAAUGAAGAGAGUGAUCUCGGUGAUCCCCAACCACAAGCUUCAUCUUCAUACCACUCGUUCAUGGGAAUUCAUGAACUUCUCCCCUGGCCAGAUUAGUGCACAGACAGAAGGAAAUGUAAUUAUUGGCUUCCUUGAUUCAGGAAUUUGGCCGGAAUCCGAAAGCUUCAACGAUGAGGGAAUGACUCCGCCGCCGGCGAAAUGGAAGGGAGAAUGCCACAACAUCACCUGCAACAACAAAAUCAUCGGCGCCCGGUACUACAACACCGGUGGCAUGUACGACCCCUCAGAAUUCAAGUCCCCAAGAGACGCCAUGGGACACGGCACCCACACUUCUUCCACGGCCGCCGGGAGGAAGGUCGCCGGGGCGAGCUUUCUCGGUCUCGCCGAAGGAACUGCCACCGGUGGGGUCCCAAAUGCCAGAAUCGCCGUCUACAAAGUCUGCUGGCAGAAUCGCGGAUGUUCCAACGCCGACAUCCUCGCCGCAUUUGACGACGCCAUAGCCGACGGCGUCGAUAUCUUGUCCAUGUCACUGGGUUCCAGCGUCCCACCUCCGUUCUUUGAGGACGCCAUGGCUAUCGGAGCUUUCCACGCCAUGAAACGCGGCGUGUUGACCUCUGCCUCCUCUGGCAACUCGGGCCCUACGCCGGCCACUGCGUCCAAUUUGGCGCCGUGGAUGUUGACCGUGGCUGCUAGUACUAUUGACCGUCAGUUCGUUUCCAAAGUCGUUCUUGGAAAUGGAGAAACCUUCCCAGGCAUUGCAGUUAAUAGCUUUAAGCUCAACGGAACUACAUUUCCGUUGGUUUGGGCGGGAGAUGUGGCCAAUUACUCCGGUGGGUCGGGCGUAAUCAACGCCAAGAAUUGCCUGCCGGGCAGUCUCAAUUCAUAUAAAACAGCCGGGAAGAUUGUUCUGUGUCACAGUAUAGUUGGAGAUCUCACUGGGGUGGCUAUGGCCAAUGGUUUAGGUGCCAUCUUGUUCAACCCGGUUCCUUCUGUCAACGACUUUGCAUUCAGUUACCCUUUGCCGGCAACUCAAGUCAGGACUGGCGAUGGUGAUGCCAUUCUGGACUACAUUAGAACAACAGAGAACCCCAUUGCAACUAUACUAGUUAGCGAGACUUGGAAGGAUGUUAUGGCUCCUUAUGUUGCUUCCUUCUCUUCCAGAGGACCAAACCGUCUCAGCCCAGAGAUUCUUAAGCCAGAUAUAACUGUGCCUGGUGUCGAUAUCCUGGCUGCUUGGUCGCCAGUAGCAUCGCCUUCUGGUUCACCAUUCGACACCAGGAAGGUCAAGUACAAUGUAAUUUCGGGCACGUCAAUGUCUUGCCCACACGCAAGUGCUGUUGCUGCCUAUGUUAAGGCUCUCCACCCGGAUUGGUCCCCGGCAGCAAUCAAAUCUGCAAUCAUGACCACAGCCAAUGUAAUGGAUCCAAGGAAGAAUGAAGGUCAUGAGUUUGCCCAUGGCUCCGGCCACAUCAACCCAGUGGCUGCCGCUGAUCCUGGACUCGUCUACGACGCUUCUGAAGACGAUUAUAUCUAUUUCCUCUGCAAGCAAGGUUACGACAACACCACGAUGGAGCUGAUCGCCGGUCGAAGUAACGCGUCUUGUAACGGGGUAGCGCCCGGGAGAGCUUGGGAUUUGAACUAUCCAACGUUUGGUCUGGUAGUGGAAGAUGGUGAAUCCAUCAGCACUAGUUUCACCAGGACAGUGACGAAUGUUGGCCCCCCGAAUUCCACCUACCAUGUCAGUGUACAAAUGCCGAGUCUUGUGAAUGUGGAAGUUCAUCCGACGGUUCUGCCCUUCUCGGCGGUUGGGCAGAGUAUGACGUUUACAGUGAAGGUCUCUGGUCCGAAGAUUGUGGAUCAACCGAUCAGGUCGGGUGCCAUUUUGUGGGGAGAUGGAGUUCAUGUGGCGAGAAGCCCGUUGGUUGUGUAUACCAUCACGCCAAAUUCUAUGGCGGCUUUGCCCUUCAAGCCGGCUGAGAAAAUCAGAUUUGGGGAUCAACCUGGCCGACUAGAACAUGAAAUUUUAGAGACAAAUUGAUACUCAUGAGUCAUGUGUAACAUUGUUAAGGGGCCUCUCAUGUUGUGGAAGAUAGUUUAUCUUGGAAAUUCAUUACCUUGAAUUCAAAUUUGUGCUCUAUGAAUUGAACACCUUCAGAAUUGG
Molecule: messenger RNA, 2586 nt
Organism: Linum tenue
Lineage: Eukaryota; Viridiplantae; Streptophyta; Magnoliopsida; Malpighiales; Linaceae
Source: the annotation of a GenBank genome assembly